AUGACUUGCAUUUCUCGCGAAACGAAUACAUUGUUUAUAAAUUUGAAUAAAAUUCACUUCAUUUCGAUGACUGAUCCCAAGGCGAAGACAUCGGCCGAAACCACUGAUGAGACUCUUAACGAGAAGAAAGAGUCGCAUAGAAGUGAUGACAAACACACGAAGAAGGGGUCCAAAUGUGGAGACAAAGUGCCCCAAAACGAGGGUUUGGCCAAAACUAAUGCUGACCGACGAGUGGGCGACCGAUACGUCAACGGAUCCAAUGCUUUCGCUUCAGACGUUUCGUUCAAUUAUUUCAAAGACAAUCCUUUCAAUAGGAGUUAUAAUCCAAACUACUAUCAGAUGCCCUCUAAUGCCGACUAUGGAUGUCCGGGUCAACCCUUUUAUGACUAUUCUCACCGACAAUCUUAUCCUUCAUAUCGACCACAAAGUUAUCACAAUUAUAGCCAAAGACAUCACAAACACACACAGACUUUAACUGAAGAUGAAAUUCGGGAAAAAGUAUCGAAAUAUCGGCCGUUUAUGAGAGCAAAGAGCUAUAAGUCAAAGACAAGUGGUAUUGAAUUCUCAAUAAUGAGUUACAAUAUUCUGUCGCAAAACCUAUUGGAAGACCACUCGAGUCUAUACCAACACUGCCAGCCCUCACACAUCCAG
Molecule: messenger RNA, 651 nt
Organism: Medioppia subpectinata
Lineage: Eukaryota; Metazoa; Arthropoda; Arachnida; Sarcoptiformes; Oppiidae
Source: the annotation of a GenBank genome assembly